Molecule: messenger RNA, 3313 nt
Organism: Cladocopium goreaui
Lineage: Eukaryota; Dinophyceae; Suessiales; Symbiodiniaceae
Source: the annotation of a GenBank genome assembly
AUGGUCUCCAGUGAAGAGUGGCGUUUCACCAAACACGCCUGGAUUGCCACGCUCUUCGCGGUGGUGACCGGCUAUGCCGAUGUGGUGAGUCUGGUGCGAUACCAAGCAUUCGCCAGCAUUCUCACGGGGAAUGCGAUUUGGCUGGGAAGAGUGGCCGUAGAUCCAAAGUCGGAUGACCAACACACUGGUUGGUACUACGUGGCCAUUUGCGCCUCCUUCUCCCUGGGUUCCGUCCUCCACCGUAUCUGCGAGUUGCGCUGGCCCAACCGUGGCGGGAGCAUUGCAGCCAUUCCGCUUGCGCUGUUGAUGUCGCUCACGGAAAUCGUCUAUAUGGCCACGGAGUGCAGUUUCCACGAGAGCUACCUGCGCUGGACUGUGGUGCUUGUGGCGCCCCUCUUUGGCAUCGUUGCUGCUGCGUGCAGCAACGGGCGCAUGGGCACCCAUACCACCAUGGUCACGGGCCACAUCUUGACGCUCACACAGAUCGUAGGCAAUCUGGUGAUGGCCAGGUUGGGCUAUGACCCCAUGAAGCUCAAUGUGGACAAAAGGAAAUCCAUGAUGAGCAUCAUGGUGAUCGCCGGCACCAUCGCCGGUGCUUGCCUGGGAUCCUAUGCUUUGGUGAUUGUAGAGGUGCACCAUGUGUUGCUCUUCCCGGUGCCUCUGCUGAUCUAUGCCCUGCUGUGGCUACACGAUCACUUGGCGAAGCCCAGAUCGCUCAUCAAGCGGGUGCAAAAGAAAUGGCGGGAGCGGCAGCACUCGGAAGUCUCUGAAGACAUCUCUGUCACCUCCCAGGAUGCAGCUCCAUCCGUGGAAUCUUCCGACGACGAAGAUGAGGUGCACCGGCUUCGUCGUUUGGGGCACGAGAGCUUGAAGCGAUCGGACUGCUAUCAAGCCGCGCACUACUUCCAGCUGAGCCGAGAGCAGUUGCAGAAAAUGGAGGCAAAUGUCACAGAGGUUUUAGGUCUACAGGUCAGCCUGUCACAGGAUCAUGCCUUUGCGCUCAUUUGUUCUCGUCGCUUUCAAGACGGGAUUGCCUUGCUGGAAGGAUGUCUGACCAGUCCAUUGAAGUGCGACAGCAAAUUGCUGAAUGCCUUGGGAUAUGCCUUCUGCCAGAUGGAGGACCUCGAAACAGCUGCCAAAGUUUUCCAGAUGGGUCUCUCUGAGGACCCCGAGAAUCCGAUCAUUUGGAACAACUUGGGCGCUGCCAGAAUGCCAUCAUCAAUGUUCAUGGUCAUUUGCAGGAGUCUGCCGGUACGUUUUUGGGCUCGAGGAUGUCUAAUACAAAGUGCUGAUUUCGGUGCGCUUGGCCCCGACGUGACGCGGGGAACCAUGGAGCCUUCUAUGGUGGUGGGAUGUUUGUGGUUCAUUGUGAUUGCCUUCAUGUUCUUCGCGCAGCAUCAUGUCUGUGAUGCCUACUUCGUCCCCGCCAUCAACGUCUUUGUUGGAAAGAUGAAGAAAUCCAGCAACACAUGGCUGCAGCGUUGGGGAGACGAGGCUGUAGCGGGCGCCACCAUUUGUGCCCUGGGGUGCAACGGUCCUGAAAUGUUCACCAACUUGAUUUCCCUGUACACCGGAUCAGAUGCAGGGAUUGGUGUGGUCGUGGGUUCGGAAAUCUUCAACCUGCUGAUCAUCGUGGGUUUAACCAUCUCUGCCGCUCCGGUGGUCCCAUUGGCACUGGAACGGGUGCCCUUCGCCCGCGACUGCUUCUUCUAUGCCCUGUCCAUCGCCUUGCUCUACUGGGCACUGUUGGAUCAUGCCAUUGAAUCCUUUGAGGCCUGGGUUCUCCUGGGUGCGGCCUUGGUCUACGUCUGCUGCGUGUACUUCACCGGGGAUCUCAUCAUCGCCAUCCCGGCGCUGCGCCCCACAACGGUGGCGCUGGAGGAGCCCGCAUCGCCCAGUAAGAAGAAGGGGAAGAUGCACGGCAUCGAGGUGUCUGUUGAGGAGAUUUUGCAUGCGCGCAUGGCGGAUGCGCAUAAAGAUCAGCAGCAGUGGAAUGUGGACCCAACGGCCCAUGGCAUCUAUGCUGAGCCCCAACAAAUUCCCGCAGAGCAGAAGGAAUCGAAGGGUGCGCGACAGUCCAUCGGCUUCCAGUUUGAUGUGAAGGAUAGUAUGUUGGGUGCUGUGCUGAAGUACAAAGACCUACAGGAAGUGGUCUUGAUGGAGAUGGGCGUCAUGAACUUGGAGUUUUAUCACAAUUUGCAGCACAUCACCUUGCGCUUGACGGUGGAAGAUCCCGAUCAGCGCGACCAACUGCUGAACAACAUCAAGGAGUACUCCCUGGGUCGUCCCUGGGUGCACGGCUAUGAUGCCACCAUCGUGGGGGCCUGGCAGCACUUGCGCCACACCUUGGGGGCCACUGAGAUGCCGUUGAUUCAGAAACUCGUGGCGGUCCCCGAGUUCCUGAUCGAUUCUGUGUUGAGACUCACCCUGUUCCCCGUGGACGUGAAGGACAUCACCAAGGAGUCCCGCUGGCCACUGUGCUUCGCGGGUGCCAUGUUUUGGCUGGCCAUCUUUUCCUUCUUCAUGUUGGAGAUCGCCAACCAGAUACACUACAACAUCCCCGCGCUGCCCAACAGCUUUUUAGGCAUCACCGUGUGCGCCAUCGGCACCUCGUUCCCCAACGCCGUGGCAUCGGUGUUGAUGGCGCAGCAGAACAACCCCGCCGCGGCCAUCGCCAACGCCUUGGGCUCCAACGUGCAGAACGUCUUCCUGGCCAUGGCACUACCAUGGGUCAUCUACCAACUUCAGCAUGGUGGCAAACCCAUCAAUCAGAACGUGGCUGGCAUCAACGAGGGAGUCCUUUGGAUGUGUGGAACUUUAAUCCUGGUGAUUUUCUUCGUGUUGCUGCCACCCUUCUGCAAACUCUCCUAUGCCUAUGGCCCGAUCUUAGUAAGCGUUUACGUGGCAUACUUGGUAGUGACGAGUGGUGAGACAUUUGGUUGGUGGCCACCCUUGGUGAAGUAGUGGCCAUCGACUGGUCUGGUGGCGACCAGCGGGGGAGCCCUGUGAGAUCCGGCGGUGGGUCCAAAAUUCCCAACCCACAGCCGAUCCCAUCAUUGUUUCAGUACGGAAAGGUCAAUGGACCAAUCGAUCUGCGCCAAUCGGAAAGACGGAAGAUGCCGCGCUGUUCAGCGAAUGUGACAUACAUGACCCCACAUGCUGAUCUAACGGUGGGGUGGGCUUGGGUCGCCUGUCAGUUUCCGACUUCGCAAAUGGAUGCAAAUGGCAAUACGUCAAGGUUCAUUUUUGUUAUUUUGAAGGGUACAUGAGUAUGUUAUGAUAUGUUAUUUGUCCGAAGCAUUUUAACUCAUAG